AUGCCUCCAAUACGCAGGUAUUUGCGCAUCACGAAGUACUCGGUGCUAGAAUGCCGCAUUUACCUCGAUAACCCAGCGCUGGCACAGAGCUGGUUACUCAAUCCCCGCGACCCAGUGCUUCCCCGCAUCAUCCAGUCAAUCCAGCCCCUAGUACUCCCGAAGCUGAGAGAAGAAAGAGAACGGGCUUUAAAAAGAGGCACGAAAAAGAAGGCUGUCAAAGACAUAAUCACCGGCGAGGAUUUUGAAGUUGCCAUGUUUCUCAUGGAAACCGCCACGAGGCAUUCUAUCCUGAUGAAGCAUAAGCACUUCCGGGACAAGGUUCCCAAACGGCUCCAGUCCAACUCCAGCAAGCUCAUGGGUGAGACGAGAGAGGAGGCAAUAGACAUAGACAAUGCCCCCGAUGAGCCCGUACCAUUGAGAGAGGAAGAUGAUGAGGACGCGUUUGAUCUCGGAAACAUACCUCAGGCUCCCGGUCUACAGCAUUCUAGGAAAAGGCAUCGCGCUAGAGGGGAAGAGUCUGGUUCUGACUUUGACGCCUCCGGAACUGGGAGCGAAGAUGACGACGCCGAUGAUGGCGACGACGUGCAAGAAAUACGGUCCGAUUCAGAAUCGGCACCUCCUACUAAACGCGCCAGACAAAAUACCCUCCUCGGGGACCAAGAUCCGGACGACAAGAAGAAGAUGGCCAUGGACAUCUCGUACGAAGGUUUCGCGCUAUACGGCAUGGUGCUCUGCCUCGUCGUCAAGAGACGGGAAACCGGCACGAGGGUUAGCAGCGCUAGAAGCGCCGCACCAGCGGCCGCGAGUACCAGUCAGCAAGGGGGUAGCCAUUCCAUGAUGGAGAACUGGAUUAGCUCAACGCAAAUGCCAGCCGGCAUGGGCGACGACGCAGAAGGGGUCCAGUAG
Molecule: messenger RNA, 906 nt
Organism: Parascedosporium putredinis
Lineage: Eukaryota; Fungi; Ascomycota; Sordariomycetes; Microascales; Microascaceae
Source: the annotation of a GenBank genome assembly